GUAGAAUCUGAUCUUCUGUCCUCGUAUUCUUAAAGCCACUACUCCCCAAUUCACGUUUGAAUUGAUAUUCCCAUCAAUGCUUGCAAAUACCGAGAGUUUAUACGAAUGAGCAAAAAUGCCGACCGACAAGAAGUCUGGCAACGGCAGGACCUCGCUCGACUCUGUCUCAUCCAUCUCGACAACUAGUAUAGUAUUCGAUCAUCUCAACGACCUCGAGACACACAAGAAGCAACUACCGCCAUUAAUGACUGAAUCCAUCCGCCGAGACGAUCGCCUGUCAGACUUUGACGAUGAAGACCCCCUCAAGGAGGAGGUGGAUGGGGAGGGAGACUUAGAAACCGGUCCGUUCCUCCUCGGCCGCGAUGCAUACACUGUGGGCGGCGGGAAACACAUGGACCGCAAGUUCCGGCGCAUCAUGAUCGUGGUGGCCGGCUUGCUAGUCGCGGCGUGGGUGGGCGGUCUGUUUGUCUACAUCGCAUCAAAGUCGUACAAGCACGCAUCCACGGUCGAGCACGAUCCGGAAAAGACGAAAGCCGCGUCCCUGACGAGCGGGAAGAAGAUCACGAUGGAUCAAGUCAGGGACGGCACGUGGUAUGCCAACUCGCACGACAUCUCCUGGAUCGAGGGACCCAAAGGCGAGGACGGCCUAAUGAUUGAGAUUGGUGCCCAAGGGAAGGAUUACAUUGUUGUCGAGGACGUGCGUGCGGAGAACCCGGAUUCCACGGCCGAGGGGAAAGCCGACGUGACGGCAAGCCGGAGGACUUUGAUGAAGGUUGGAAGCUUUGGAUACCAGGGCAGUCUGCUCAUCCCAUCCGGCGCGGAGCCGAGUCGUGACCAACAAAAGGUUCUGCUACGAACGGAUCAGAAGAGCAACUGGCGGCACUCGUACACGGCGAAUUACUGGAUCUGGGAUGUCGCGAAGCAAAUUGCCGAGCCUCUUAUACCGGGAAGUCCCAAUGCCCGGGUACAGAAUGCGCAAUGGAGUCCUACAAGUGACGCAAUAGUCUUUACAAGAGACAAUAACCUCUACCUACGCAAUAUCGGCUCCAACAAGGUUACACAGAUCACCAAGGAUGGCGGGGCCGACCUUUUCUACGGUGUUCCGGAUUGGGUUUACGAGGAGGAGGUUAUCGCAGGUGCCAGCACGACGUGGUGGUCGGAAGAUGGAAAAUAUGUCGCUUUCCUUCGCACCAACGAGACCGGAGUGCCCGCAUUUCCGGUACAGUACUUCAUGUCCAGGCCUAGUGGAGAUCAGCCCAAGGCCGGGGAGGAGACGUACCCAGAAGUCCGCGAUAUCAAGUACCCACGCUCGGGCUCUCACAACCCGGUUGUUGAUGUUCAGUUUUAUGAUAUCGCCCGUGGCGACGUCUUUUCUGUCGACAUUAAUGGUGGCUUUGCCGAUAACGAUCGCCUUAUCACGACUGUUCUAUGGGCCGGAAGCCAAGUCAUUGUCAAGGAGACGAACCGGGUUAGCGAUGUCAUGCGCGUGGUGCUGAUUGACGUGGAAAAGCGGACGGGAAAGACACCACGCACUGUCGAUGUUGGCAAGAUUGACGGCGGCUGGUUCGAGAUUUCUCAGAAGACCAAGUAUAUCCCUGCUGACCCCAAGAAAGGUCGUAACCAGGACGGGUACAUCGACACGGUCAUUCACAACGAUGGCGACCACCUCGCAUACUUUUCGCCUCCCGACAACCCGGAUCCUAUCAUGUUGACUUCGGGUCCGGGCUGGGAGGUAGUUGAUGCACCGUCAGCGGUCGACCUCGAAAACAACCUCGUCUACUUCAUUGCGACCAAAGAAGGCAGCACACAACGCCACGUCUACAGCGUGCAGCUCGAUGGUAAAAACAUGAAAUCUUUUACCGACACCGAUGCCAAGGGAUACUACGACGUCAGCUUUUCCUCGGGGGCUGGCUAUGCGCUGCUCAGCUACAAUGGCCCCAAGAUUCCCUGGCAAAAGGUUGUCAGCACACCGGCGAACAAGCAAAGUUACGAGGCUGUCAUCGAGGAAAAUAAGGAAUUGGCGGACAAUGCGCGCAAGUAUGACCUGCCGCUGCUGAACUACGGCACUUUGGAUAUUGAAGGUGUGCAGGUCAACUAUUUGGAAAGGCGACCACCGCAGUUCAGUGAGAAGAAAAAGUACCCAGUGCUGUUCCAGCAGUACAGCGGACCGGGAUCACAGUCGGUAAGCCAAAAAUUCGGCGUCGAUUUCCAGAGCUACGUCGCCGCAUCACUGGGCUACAUUGUUGUCACCGUCGACGGGCGCGGCACUGGCUUCAUCGGACGCAAGAACCGCGUUCUCGUCCGCGGCAGGCUGGGUGAGACCGAGGCGCACGAUCAGAUCGCAGCGGCCAAACACUGGGCCAGCCUCGGAUACGUCGACCCUUCGCGCAUUGCCAUCUGGGGUUGGUCUUAUGGUGGCUUCCAGACGCUCAAGACGCUCGAGGCGGAUGCCGGCAACACGUUCAGCUACGGCAUGGCGGUGGCGCCCGUCACCGACUGGCGCUUCUACGACUCGAUCUACACGGAACGAUACAUGCUCACGCCGCAGCAGAACGGGGAUGGCUACACCAGGAGCGCCGUCCACAACGUCAGCGCGUUGGCGUCGAACAAGCGAUUCCUGCUGAUGCACGGCGCCUCGGACGACAAUGUGCAUUUCCAGAACUCGUUGACGCUGCUGGACAAGUUGGACGUGGGAGGAGUGGAGAAUUAUGACGUCCAUGUCUUCCCGGACAGCGACCACAGCAUCUUUUUCCAUAAUGCCCACAAGAUCAUCUACGACAAGCUGGAGAAUUGGCUGGUCAACGCAUUCAACGGCGAGUGGCUCAAAGUCAACAAUGCAAAGCCUGUAGAGCUGGUGCACCCUACUCAGCUUGUGAGGGAAAGGGAAAAGGCCAAGCUGAGGAAGAGGUGGCAAGAGAUUCAGAAUAACUAGAUUUUCUUUGUAUUAACGUGUCAUAUUAUGAAAUUUAAAUUCAACAACGUGCGGAUCAAGUGAGACGUGAGAAUACAAGUAGGGAGAUCAAUAGGUAGUAAGUAGAUAAGGUACCUAUUUUGGG
Messenger RNA from Pyricularia grisea, 3056 nucleotides. RefSeq lists its product as uncharacterized. Lineage: Eukaryota; Fungi; Ascomycota; Sordariomycetes; Magnaporthales; Pyriculariaceae. Gene Ontology annotation, molecular function: serine-type peptidase activity; dipeptidyl-peptidase activity. Gene Ontology annotation, biological process: proteolysis. The transcript is spliced from 3 exons. The record is from RefSeq and is a predicted model, not a curated record. Bases 116 to 2932 code for a protein of 938 amino acids.